ACAAUCCGCUAUUCAGUGAGGUUCAGGAUGAUGACACGGAUCAGCCGAAGUGUGUAAAGAAGCACCGAGUGUUAUUGCAUUGUGAAGGCUUUAUUUGAGAGCUAAUCAUGGGACUGCCGACUCUGGAGUUCAGUGACUCUUUUGUGGACAGCCCGGACUUCAGAGAGAGACUCAAAUGUCAUGAAAUCGAGCUGGAUCGAACCAACAAGUUCAUCAAAGAGCUGAUUAAAGAUGGAAACCAGCUGAUUAAUGCGCUGAAGAGUCUCUCGGCAGCCGUUCAGAAGUUCUCCCAGUCUUUACAGGAGUUCCAAUUUGAGUGCAUUGGAGAUGCAGAGACAGAUGAUGAAGUAAAUAUCGCUCAGUCCUUUAAAGAGUUUGCCCAGCUGCUGAACACCAUGGAAGAGGAGAGAAAACGACUGAUUCAGAAUGCUGAUGAUGUUCUGAUCUCACCCUUGGAGAAGUUUCGGAAAGAGCAGAUUGGAGCAGCCAAAGAGGGGAAGAAGAAAUUUGACAAGGAAACAGAAAAGUACUAUUCAACACUGGAAAAACAUCUCAACUUGUCAUCAAAAAAGAAGGAAUCAGCUCUCCAAGAGGCUGACGCUCACAUUGAUAAGGACAGACAACUCUUUUAUGAUGCCUCACUAGAAUACGUCUUCAAAAUUCAGGAGGUUCAAGAGAAGAAGAAAUUUGAAUUUGUGGAGCCGCUAUUGGCCUUCCUGCAGGGUCUCUUCACCUUUUACCAUGAGGGUUACGAGCUUGCACACGAAUUUGAGCCGUACAAACAACAGCUACAGUUCAACCUGCAAAAUACAAGGAACAACUUUUUGAGCACCAAACAGGAAGUUGAAAAGCUGAUGAAGAGAGUUCGCUCUGCAGACCAAGACCAGAAGCCCCCGGGCCAGUGGACCAUGGAGGGCUAUCUUAACGUCCAGGAGAAACGACCCCUGGGCUGUGCAUGGACGCGCCAUUAUUGUAGGUAUGAGAAGGGGAGCAACACCUUCAGCAUGUGUAAUACAGAGGCGAAGCCUGCCGUUAAACAGACUGGUGUUUUGGCGAAUCCCUCAGAGAAGUUCAAACUGAAGACCUGUAUUAGGAGGAAGACCGACUCCAUAGAUAAGCGCUUCUGUUUUGAUAUUGAGGUGGUUGAAAGAAAUGCCAUCUAUCGUGGAUCUUUUUUCAGACCACUGCAAUUUUUCUAUAGAGCCCGGCAUGGCAUAAUCACUCUACAAGCACAGUCUGAGUCCAACAGGAGACUAUGGCUGGAAGCUAUGGACGGCAAAGAGCCAAUCUACAAUCUUCCUGCUAUUCUAAGCAAAAAGGAGGAAACAUAUUUAAAUGAGGCUGGCUUUAAUUUUGUGAGGAAGUGUAUUCAACUGGUGGAGAUGAGAGCAGGACUCAGCACUAUGGGUUUGUACCGAGUUGGCGGAAUAAACUCUAAAGUCCAGAAGCUCAUGACCACAGUCUUCUCACCCAAAGCAGCUCCAGACAUGGAUCUGGACCCAGAAACCUGGGACAACAAAACUAUCACCAGUGGCCUAAAGAAUUACCUCAGGUGUCUCUCUGAACCACUCAUGACAUACAAGCUCCAUUCAGACUUUCUCUUGGCCGUCAAAUCAGAUGAUCAGAACUACAGAGUGUGUGCAGUUCAUGCCCUUGUGCAUAAACUACCUGACAAAAAUAAAGAAAUGCUGGAGACAUUAACCAAACACCUGCUCAAUGUGUCAACUCACAGUGAAAGUAACAUGAUGACCGUGUCUAAUCUGGGAGUGAUCUUCGGUCCCACACUGAUGCGCUCUCAAGAGGAAACUGUUGCCGCCAUGAUGAACAUCAAAUUCCAAAAUAUAGUGGUCGAAAUUCUCAUUGAAAAUUUUGAAAAGAUAUUUCAUCAGGCCCCGGACCCAAAUGUUCCCCUGCCGCAACCUCAGUCUCGGCCCGAGUCCCGCAGGAGCAGAGCUAUCUGCCUGUCAUCAGGACCAGGCAAACCCAAAAGUCUCUACACGCCCUCACUAUGCUUGGCGGAUGCAGACAAUGUCUUGAUUGUGGCUGCAGGUGACACGUUCAGCAGCAGUUCAGUCAGCACUCCCAUGGGCAGCAUGGACUCCCUCUCCUCACACUCCUCAGAACAGAACAGCUCCUCCAAGACCUGCCCCUCUCCACAGCCCAAAGACAAGCCCCCCUUUCCCGGCCUGCGGCAGAGCCCUUCCUCCCUGUCCUCCAGCGAGCCACAGGGCCUCACCUGCACCAGCAGUCCAGAGUCCAGCUCCAGAGAGGACACGGGUCGUGUAGAUGGAGACUGGGAGGACAUCCGUAGUGUGAGCUCAGUCACUGCCAGAUCUUCAGCAGCACCUACCAAAGCUCCUCACACAGGAACAAGACUCAGAUUAGCACAACUGAACCGCUCAAAUGCUCCAUCACUCAGAUCCUUAAACAUCUCAGAAGGUCCCUGUGCGGGGUCUGUUCAGAGUCUGGUGUGUGUGGAGCAAAAAAACGACGCUAAGUCCACUGCCUACCAAGAUCUGCCACCUAAAACAGUCCUACGUCGAAAGCUGGACAGUAACAACUCUAGUAAUGGCUAUCAAAGACCAGGAUCCGUGGUGGCAGCCAGAGCGUUGCUUUUUGAAAACCCAUCUGCUGUAAAAGCCAAUCCCGUUGGAAGAGAUGCUAAAGCCAUAUAUUCCUGUGAAGCAGAACACAGCAAUGAGCUGAGUUUCCUGCAGGGGGCUCACUUCUCCAACGUGUAUCCCUCGGUGGAACCAGGCUGGCUCCAGGCUACAUUUGAGGGAAAAACAGGACUCAUUCCUGAAAAUUACGUGGUCUUCCUCUGAUAACGUCCCACCAGGCGAGGCCAAGUAUUUCAUGGUAUCCAUGGAAACAUAAAUUUUAGAUCAAGAGGUGCAAGUAUAUAUCAAGCACUGUAGCAUGUGUGGACUGUGUGCAUAGAUCAUAUGCUGUUAAAAAUGUCGAGAACAUGUAUGGUAUACAAACCUUAACUAUAAAGCACAAGGAUGUAUGUAACGAACAGUAUGUGUGAAUCACAGCUGUAAUUCUAGACAAAUGGGUUUCAAAACUUUCACUGGACACUGAAAUAUAUUUUAAAUUGACUUGAUGGAGGAUCCGUUCAGAAACAUUCCAAUCUAGUAAUAUAUGUUCACAAUCAUUGAGAUCAGCAGGUGCUAAAAUGCACUUAAUGGUGAUUUUAAGUCAACUGUCUGGUAGAAUACUGUUAUUCUGCUAUUUAAAGCAUUAGUUAAAAGAUCUAAGAGAAAGGUUUCAGUUUCCACUCAUAAUUCUAUUGCUGCAUUACAUUCAAUACAAAAAUUCUGAAUUUCCAACUUUCGACUAGGAAAAGUGGAAUAGAAAGCCUCUUAAAGUCAAACAUGGAAACUCGUGUCGAAGUCUUCAACUCAUGAAGCCACGCAAGCCUGCCGGCACUCAAGGAGAUUUAGAGAGCUAAUGAUAAACCUUCACUUGUAAUUCAAAAUAUCCAUCAGUGAGUCCAAGUUUCUCCGUUAUUUUAUAGUAAAAAAAACACUCUUUUGAAAAUCGUACACCUGUAGAACAAAUGGCAGCAUUGCAGAAUUGUUUAUCAAUUGGGUUGUUAGGAGAAUCUCUGUUGACAAUUGUUUUUGACCUACAGUAGUGUACAUAUUGACAUCACAUGCAAAAACUGAUGUUUAAUAGAGUUAAUGCAAUCAUUAAUUAUUCAAGGCAUUCUCCUCACUAAACUAAUCACUAUUCGAAAUGUAAAUGUGUCUGUGAAAUGUUUUGAAAAUGUUCAUGGCAAGUUGAAUUUGGUUAUUGUAGUUAAAUAGGUAAUUAUUAAAGGGAUAGUUCACCCAAAAUUCAAAAUUCUCUCAUUGUUUACUUCAAGCCAUCCAAGAUGUGUAUGACUUUCUUUCAUCUGUUGAACACAAACAAAGAUUUUUAGAAGAAUGUUUCAGCUCUGUAGGUCCAUACAAUGCAAGUGAAUGGUGACCAGACCUUUCAAGCUCCAAAAAAUCCCAUAAAGGCAGCAUAAAAGUAGGGAUGGGCGAUACCACUUAUUUUCUUUUCGAUCCGAUACCAAGUACUUUUAGGCCAGUAUCGCCGAUAUUGAUACCAAUACGAUACCUAUAUUAAAUUGAAUUUUUAUGAAUUAUUUGGAUAAAAGUUGUAACGUUAUUACUUAAAUGUUUUAUAUAUGUAUGGGCAUAAACAAAAAAUUAUUAGGCUGUUUUGUUUACCCUUUAAAAAUGAGUUAGUAUAAGCCACAAAUAAACCCUCAAUAUUAACCAUAGAUAUUAUUAUAUGGUUACUAUUACUAAAACCAAGUGACCAUAUGAAUACUACAAUAAUGCUGUAGUAAAACCAUGGUUCAUUUGAUCAAAACCUUGGUUACGACCAAAAAGAAAAAAAGAAGGACACAUGGUUACUACAGUCGUGGUUACUAGUCAUUGUUAAUAAAGUAAAUCCAUGGGUAGUUUUCAUAAGGGUAUCAUUAAUUAACGAGGAUUGAAGAUCAUUAUCAAUGUUUUAACUACUGCCAGUAGCGUAGUAAAUUCAAAGAAGCCCAUUAUAAUACAUGUCAUGUCUAGGUUUGUUAUUACUUAGUGUGAAUAACUCCAGAUGCUGUUUUUCUGUCACUACCACUGGAAAGCACUGCUACCUAUUUGAACGAGUGCUGUGACCGUAAGGGUGAGCACUGUCUAACUGCUACUGUAUUUUAGUAUUUGUGCAUGUCAAGAUGAGCGGAAGAAAAAAUUGUUCCAGUGCCAUGAAACAAUUUGCUCAUAUAAUAAUUUUUUUCCACUUCGAAGAUUAUGAGAUUCAUUAAUAUUCAUGUAAUUGAAAUAAUAAGAUCAACUUCAGAAUCUAUAUAUUUAUGUGAGGACAGUAUCAAUACUUUAGUAUCAAUCCGCCCAUCCCUACAUAAAAGUCAUCUAUAAGACUCCAGUAGUUAAAUCUAUGUCUUCAGAAGCGACAUGAUAGGUCUGGGUGAGAAACAGAUCAAUAUUUAAGUCCUUUUUUACUAUAAAUCUCCAUUUUCACUUUCACAUUCUUUUCACAUUCUAAAAGAGAAAGUGACAGUGGAGAUUUAUAGUGAUUCACCCAAAAGCAACUGGAUCGCUUUAGUAGACAUGGAUUUAACCACUGGCGUCAUAUGGAUUACUUUUAUUCUGCAUUUAUGUGCUUUUUGGAGCUUCAAAGUUCUGGCCACCAUUUACUUGGAUUGUAUGGACCUACAGAGUUACUAUCCUACAAACUAUUCUUCUAAAAAUCUUUGUUUGUGUUCUGUAGAAGAAAAAAGAUUCAUACAUCUUGGAUGGCAUGAGACAUGAUUUUCAUUUUUGGGUGAACUAUCCCUUUAAGAUAAACAAGGGCAGCACUGUCUGAAAAGAUUGGAAACUACUGUUUUAAAGCAUUAGAUAGCAAUGGUCUCUAUACUGCAUUCAGGUCAUUGCAGAAUGUCAAGUAAUAUUCAGUCUAUACAGAUGUUAAAGACAAACAUGUUUUAAAUGAUAUUGUGAUCUUACUAUUCAGUCUCAAUAACACCAGUUCAGUGUUUAUGACUGACCAACUAAUUCAGCAACUGUCCUCAUGUACAAACGUCCUUUUGUGGUACAAUGCAAACACUCUCUCCUCUCAUACAGAGUUUUACAUGUGACUUGAAUGUUUGGAAUGGACGGAGUUGGACAUCUAUAGUGCACUUGUGUUUUUUGUCAUUAUUCCCAAUCAAACAAAAAAAUAAUGUAUUAUGAAAGCAACUGACAAAAUAGAAGAUAGAAGUUUAUAUAUGUAUGAUUAAUCAUUUUUAAAUCAUUGUUUUUUGAUUAUUUGUUUUUGACAAUAAAUGUGUUUUCAAAAUGUGGAUUAGUUCUUGUCCUCCAUUAAAGCUAAAAUGCAUCCGUUAAUCAUCAGAAAAAAGUCUUAGAUAUCAAUCACAGAGUUCUGAGGGGAAGAAGACGUCAGCAGUAUUUGGGAAGGAGGCGACUGCCAAGAUUCCAAUGUUCUUUCCCAAUUAAAUCCAUGAGAAUGCCGCGUGACCUUGACUGCUGAUGCUGGAAUGAUACUCCCUUCUGCUGCACUCACAAGGUCACAGAGGAAAUGAUACGAGUUACCAAAAAAUAACAAAUAUGGCCUUCCGGGAAAAAAAUCAUAAUUUUCUGCUUUUAAAAAAACGGUCCCACUUUAGGUGUCUUUACACACUAUGUACAGUACUAACAUUAAAAUACACACACAAAAAAUAUAAUAUGUAUAGUGUAACUACAUGUUAUUCUG
This is a messenger RNA of Xyrauchen texanus (razorback sucker), 6258 nucleotides long. RefSeq names its product rho GTPase-activating protein 42-like. The transcript is spliced from 25 exons. NCBI's taxonomy places the organism in Eukaryota, Metazoa, Chordata, Actinopteri, Cypriniformes, Catostomidae. Gene Ontology annotation, molecular function: GTPase activator activity; protein binding. The record is from RefSeq and is a predicted model, not a curated record. Gene Ontology annotation, cellular component: cytoplasm. Gene Ontology annotation, biological process: signal transduction. Bases 108 to 2825 code for a protein of 905 amino acids.